AAAGUACAUAAUAUAAGCCUCAAUAAAAUGUCGGAUUCUGACGAUAUGGACUCAUGUGAUUUUGCACAUAUUUCGGAUGCAGACGCUGGAACAGCUCCUGAACCGGAGCAAUUGGCACUUCUUCCACCCAAUCAUCCACUAUUGCGCAAAUUUCAACAGUCUUUAAAGGAGCAUCUUUUACGAACAAAAUAUGAAUUGGAAAACGAAAUCGCAGAAAUAAAAUAUCAAGUUAAACUGAAAGAACAACGGCGAGAAGAGCAGGGGUUGGCGUUAUAUGAUAUGCAACAAAAAAUGGGAUUUCAAGAAGAACAAAUUAAGGAUAUAUCUGCAGUUAUUGAGAAACAUAUUCAGAAUCGCCAAGUUGAAGAAUCAAUUGUAACUACGCUAAAAAAAGAAUACGACGAAAAAAUAAAGCUAGCUAAAUGCUUUAAGACUAUGUACCAAGAACGAAUGGCAGAACUUGAACAUUUACAAAGUUUGGGUAGUAAUAUAAAAAAAUGGGCUUUUGAUGUCGAAGAUGAAGUUAAAAAUGCGAAACGUAUUGUAAGCAGAGAUUCGCAGCUGCAAAACCAGUUAUCUCAAGAAAAAAGAAAAUCGGAUAUACUCUUUUACCGUUUGGAUAUGGAAGUUAAAAAAAGAGAAGCUGAACUGCAGUCAAUUUUCGAUGAAGAAAUUCAUAUGAAAGAAGUUGUUAAUAUUCUAAAUAUGAGCAUAGCAGAUGCCAAUACAGAUCUAGAAGUAUUGCAAAAUGAACAUAAGCGCCUUACACAAGCAUGGAGUGAGGUUAUUAUAGCAAUUCAACUAAGGGACAAAAUAUUAUUUCAAGUAAAAGAUACUAUAAGAAAGUACAGAGAGUCAAUAAAGCUAAAAGUAACUGGUAUUGAAGCUAUAAAGAAACAAAUUGGAAAGGAAAUGGAAUUAAAUAAAAAAUUGGACUCCUUCAAACAACGCUUAGCCGACGAUACCAACUCUUUGCGCCGUGACUGUAAGUACAACCAUUAAUUUCACAGGCCAACA
This is a messenger RNA of Drosophila ananassae, 1017 nucleotides long. Its product is annotated as coiled-coil domain-containing protein 40. Gene Ontology annotation, cellular component: cytoplasm. The transcript has 2 exons. NCBI's taxonomy places the organism in Eukaryota, Metazoa, Arthropoda, Insecta, Diptera, Drosophilidae. Gene Ontology annotation, biological process: axoneme assembly. The coding region runs from base 28 to 1002 and encodes 324 amino acids. The record is from RefSeq and is a predicted model, not a curated record.